Messenger RNA from Cyprinus carpio (common carp), 2710 nucleotides. RefSeq names its product calpain-2 catalytic subunit-like. Gene Ontology annotation, biological process: proteolysis. Lineage: Eukaryota; Metazoa; Chordata; Actinopteri; Cypriniformes; Cyprinidae. Gene Ontology annotation, molecular function: calcium ion binding; calcium-dependent cysteine-type endopeptidase activity. Gene Ontology annotation, cellular component: cytoplasm. The record is from RefSeq and is a predicted model, not a curated record. The transcript is spliced from 21 exons. Bases 1 to 2082 code for a protein of 693 amino acids.
AUGUCUAACAUUGCAAAAGUUCUUUCUAGGAGGCUGGACAGAGGAGAAGUAGUGGGAACAAACAAGAAGGCGAUUCCUUUCAACAAGCAGGACUACCAGAGCCUGAAGCAGGAGUGUCUGGCGAAAGGAACCCUGUUCUGUGACCCAACCUUCCCUGCUGAAUCCAACUCUCUGGGAUACAAUAAACUCGGGCAGCAGUCCCCCAAGACCAUAGGAGUGGAGUGGAAGAGACCUAAGGAACUCUGCUCAAAACCUCAGUUCAUUGUGGAUGGCGCCGAGCGGACAGACAUCUGCCAGGGAGCUUUAGGUGACUGUUGGUUGUUGGCGGCUAUUGCAUCUUUGACUCUGGAAAAAGAAAUUCUGGAACGUGUAGUAAAAAAAAGACACAAUGUUUUAUUUAUUUAUUUAUUCUGGCAGUACGGUCAAUGGGUGGAUGUUGUCAUUGAUGACCGGCUGCCUACCAGAUUUGGGAAGCUGCUGUUUGUUCAUUCAGCCGAGGGCUCUGAGUUCUGGAGUGCUCUGAUGGAAAAGGCGUAUGCAAAGUUAAAUGGCUCAUAUGAAGCUCUGGCGGGAGGUUGGUCCACUGAGGGUUUUGAAGAUUUCACAGGGGGCAUCGCUGAGAACUAUGACCUGAAUACAGCUCCUCCACACCUGUUUAAGCUCAUGCAGAAAGCACUGAUGCUGGGAUCAUUACUGGGCAGCUCCAUUGUUAAUACCAGUUCACAUGAGACAGAGCCGGUGACGAAUCUGAAGCUGGUGAAGGGUCAUGCCUACUCCAUCACAGGUGCAGAGGAGGUUCAUUCCUACGGCCGUCAGGUUCAGCUGGUGCGUAUCAGGAACCCGUGGGGUAGGGUGGAGUGGUCGGGCCCUUGGAGUGACAAUUCCAAAGAGUGGAACAGUGUGAAACCAGAGGAGAAAGCUAAACUGGUUCAUUCAGCUGAAGAUGGAGAGUUCUGGAUGGCGUAUUCGGACUACAUACAGCACUUCUCGAAGUUGGAGAUCUGUAAUCUGACUCCAGACACUCUUUCAAGCAAAGCUGUGAGCCGUUGGAACUACAACCAGUUUGAAGGUGACUGGAAGGUGGGAUCCACCGCAGGGGGCUGCAGGAACAAUCCAGCAACAUUCUGCUCAAACCCUCAGUUUGUGAUCAAGCUGGAGGAACAAGAUGAUGAUCCUCUUGAUGGAGAGGACGGCUGCACGAUCCUAGUGGGUCUGAUGCAGAAAGAUGUUCGUAAAGACAAGCGGUUUGGACGAGACCUGAACGCCAUUGGCUGUAAUAUCUAUAAGGUUCCAAAUGAGUUCAGGGGUCGCAAUAACAUUCAUCUCGGUCCUGAUGUACUGCUGCGUCAGCCGUCCGUUGCAGGGAUCAACUUCACCUACCUGCGAGAGGUAAGCGAGCGCUUCAAACUGCCUCCGGGUGAAUACAUCAUCAUCCCCUCCACUUUCGAGCCGCAUCGCAAGGGAAGCUUCAUACUGCGCGUGUUCACAGAGAAAGAGGCUGCUGCCAGCCCCAUGGAUACAGAGAUCAGUGCAGAUGUGAAAAAGCAAUACAUAUCAGAGAGUGAUGUGGACCCACAUUUCAAGCAGCUUUUCAAUCAGAUUGCUGGAAAUGACUCGGAGGCGUCUGAGUAUGAACUAAAGCAGAUCCUGGACACUGUUACCUCGACACGGACUGAUGUGAAGACGGAUGGAUUUAGUAUGGAAACCUGUCACAACAUUAUCAGUCUGCUAGAUAGAGACGGCAGCGGCAAACUCGGCCUUGUGGAGUUUCACAUACUGUGGACAAAGAUCCAGAAAUAUUUGGAGGUUUUUAAGAAGCAUGAUACAGACAACUCAGGCACUAUGAGUUCCCAUGAGAUGAGAGAUGCUGUGAAAGAAGCAGGAUUCCAGCUGAACAAUGAUGUACUUCAGGUGAUAAUCUCACGUUAUGCCAAUCAGCAGUACGCCAUUGACUUUGAUUGCUUUGUUGGCUGCCUGAUUCGCCUGGAAAUGCUCUUCAAAAUGUUUAAAACGCUGGAUAAGAAGAACAGCGGGAAAAUGGAGCUGGAUAUCCUGCAGUGGCUCUGCUUGGCCCUCAGUUGAAAAUCCACUCACCAUAACUGCAUCAAAAAUCAGUUCAAUUACUGCAAUUGAACUGAAGAGGAUGCUGCAGACCUGAAAUACCCAAGAGUAACAUCGGAGUAAAAUCAACCAAAUAUGGGUAUUAUCUAAACUUGGAAUUGCUCACAAAAUGUCAUUUAUUUAUGGUACUCAUCUGCUGAAAAAAUUUGCUAUAAUAAAGACAAAUAAAUCACCUUGUUUUAUAUUUGCAAAUUUGGAUAAUUUUAUGUCCCGUUUACAAAUAGUUACCAUAGUAAUAGCAUGGUAAAUUGUUUCUAUCAUAAAAAAUAAAUCAUGAAUUAAUAUAAUAUUGAAUCAUAAUCGCCACUCGCUAUAUUGGAGUGUGUAUUAAUGGCUUCAUUAAUCUCAAUUUAUAUUCUUCUAGUAAGACCAGUUUUGUGCAAAAAAAACAAACGUUAAUCCCUUAACAACUUCCAUCUGAGAAUUACCUUUAUAUCCCAUAUUUUUCCAUCCCAUACUUUAUAUUCCAUCUGAGAAAUACCUUUAAUAUCCUAUUUCCUUCCCAAUUUGAUGAUGCAGUCUUUAAGUUUUUUUUUCCAUUCUUCCAUAUUUUCUACAGAUGAGAUGAUAGAACAUGCUCUACAUUUUC